AUGUCUCUCCAGCCAUUCACCUCUCUGUACCGAUAUGCUGUCGAACCAAUAGCACCAUUUACCUGGUUUGGUACCAAGGUCUCUUCUCUCGAUUUGGUAGCCGUGUUUCGGCUUUGUAUCGCUUUGAGACAGAUGAGGGAAAAUUUGUAUGCUAAACACCAGCGAAGCGCUGGAGAGGAUAGACCUGCACUUGCAGAGGAGAGGUCCUUCGUGAGAGACGCAUGUGCCAUGCUGACCAUUGUAUUUGGAGGGGAGGCUAUCAUAGGCCCUCUCCUUGGUAUUCUGCCAUCUUUCAUGUUCUCCGGUGUUUCUCCUGGAUUGUACAUUGCCGCACAAGCGAUUGUAGAGUAUAUCCCUGUCCUGCCGUCCGUGUCACUCAGCACCGAGCUUCCUUUAUCCAUUGUCGACGGAUUUACCCGGGCAAUGCUCCUCUGCAGCCUCAUACCACCACCCGUUAUCGCCCACACAUCCCCCAUUAUCGCAUCUUCCCCGUGGGCUCUCCUUCUCUCGUCUCUCGUCAUCACCAAUGGCGGCUUUUUCUUGACGAACAUGUUCUCAUUCAUGGAGCCCACCCCGCUUACACUUACGACUCCCGAUGAGCUCAAGCCCUAUGGCUGGACAACCACUGACAUCUGGUCCGCCCCGUUUAUCACGGGGCUCUAUGCCCUCCUCACACAUGCCCAGCCUUUCUGGGCCGAGUUGCACAGUGUAAUUUCGACUGCCCUCGGAGGUGCUGGCAGUAAAGCUGGUCCUAUGGAUGCAGAGUCCGCCCGUGCGCUGUGCGCGCUAAUUCUCGCGGCAUUGUUUUCCACUCGGACUGCGAAGAACUUUGGGCUUAUCUGGAAGAAGAGCGUUGUCGAGAAGAUCAAGACACAAUGA
Molecule: messenger RNA, 879 nt
Organism: Suillus fuscotomentosus
Lineage: Eukaryota; Fungi; Basidiomycota; Agaricomycetes; Boletales; Suillaceae
Exons: 4
Coding region: 1-879 (292 amino acids)
Source: RefSeq, a predicted model, not a curated record